Molecule: messenger RNA, 1138 nt
Organism: Funneliformis caledonium
Lineage: Eukaryota; Fungi; Glomeromycota; Glomeromycetes; Glomerales; Glomeraceae
Source: the annotation of a GenBank genome assembly
AUGCAAUUCAUUCAAAGUAUCGACCCUAUACCAACAUACCGUGUAAUGGAUAGACAAGGGAAAAUAGAUGAUCCAUUAAAUGAGCCGCAGGUAACGGAAGAAUUUGCGGUAAAAAUAUAUAAAGACAUGAUCACGUUAAAUGUAUUAGAUUUGAUCCUAUAUGAAGCCCAACGACAAGGUCGCAUUAGCUUUUAUAUGACAAAUUAUGGUGAAGAGGCUUAUAUUGGUAGCGCGGCUGGAUUAGAUAGUGAAGACGUGGUAUUUGGACAAUAUCGGGAAUCUGGAGUGUUAUUGUAUCGAGGAUUCACAUUGGAUGAAUUUAUGAAUCAAUGUUAUAGUAAUGAAAAGGAUUUAGGCAAAGGGAGACAAAUGCCAGUACAUUAUGGAUCUAAAAAAUUAAAUUUUCAAACCAUUUCAUCCCCACUUGCAACUCAAAUUCCGCAAGCAUCUGGCGCGGCUUAUUCCCUUAAAAUGGCAGGGCAAAAAAAUUGUGUAAUGUGUUAUUUUGGUGAAGGUGCAGCUAGUGAAGGAGAUUUUCAUGCUGCGUUAAAUAUCGCGGCUACUAUGAAAUGUCCUGUUAUCUUCUUUUGUCGGAAUAAUGGCUUUGCAAUUUCGACACCAGCACUUGAACAAUAUAAAGGUGAUGGUAUUGCUAGUCGAGGGAUUGGAUACGGAAUUGAUACGAUACGCGUCGAUGGGAACGAUGUAUGGGCGAUUUAUAAUGUUACCAAAGCUGCGCGAAAAUUAGCAGUUGAGGAACAUCGACCAACUUUAAUCGAAGCAAUGACAUAUAGAAUUGGACAUCACAGCACAUCAGAUGACUCUUCAGCAUAUCGCUCUAAAAAAGAAGUUGAAGAUUGGAAACGACUAGAUAACCCAAUUAUAAGAUUUCGAAAUUGGUUAGAAGAUAAGAAUUGGUGGAAUGAGAAAGUUGAGAGUGAAUUUCGAACUUUGAUUCGGAAGGAGAUUUUGAACGCAUUUUCUAAAGCGGAAAAAUACCGAAAACCAUCAAUUACUGAACUUUUUAAUGAUGUAUAUGAUCAUCCAACACCAAAUCUCAUUGCUCAAAGACAAAAAUUGAAACAAUUGAUUGAAAAGUAUCCAAAAAACUAUCCUUUAGAAAAUUUCAGAAAUGAAG